Messenger RNA from Pipistrellus kuhlii (Kuhl's pipistrelle), 1900 nucleotides. RefSeq names its product cytochrome P450 3A12-like. The transcript is spliced from 13 exons. Gene Ontology annotation, biological process: steroid metabolic process; oxidative demethylation. Gene Ontology annotation, molecular function: oxidoreductase activity, acting on paired donors, with incorporation or reduction of molecular oxygen, reduced flavin or flavoprotein as one donor, and incorporation of one atom of oxygen; testosterone 6-beta-hydroxylase activity; heme binding. Lineage: Eukaryota; Metazoa; Chordata; Mammalia; Chiroptera; Vespertilionidae. The record is from RefSeq and is a predicted model, not a curated record. Bases 21 to 1634 code for a protein of 537 amino acids.
CCCAGUCUCACUGAAUAUCCAUGGCUUGGAAAGGAAAACUCUCAGCACACAGCCCUGCUAAGAAGAACACACAGAGAUACAAGGAAAACUCAAGAGAAGAAAACCUUGGAAGGAACAUGGCCAUGGACCUGAUCCCAAGCUUUUCCGAGGGAACCUGGGUUCUUCUGGCUACCAGCCUGGUGCUCCUCUAUCUAUAUGGGACUUACACACAUGGACUUUUUAAAAAGCUGGGAAUUCCUGGGCCAAAACCCUUACCUUUUUUAGGAACUGCCCUGGCCUACCGUAAGGGUUUUGGGGCUUUUGACAUGGACUGUUUUAAAAAGUAUGGAAAGAUAUGGGGGUUCUAUGAUGGUCGGCAGCCUGUGUUGGCGAUCACGGAUCCAGAGUUGAUCAAAGCAGUCCUAGUAAAAGAAUGUUAUUCUAUCUUCACAAAUCGGCGGCCUUUUCCUGCUGUGGGAUUUAUGAAAAGUGCCAUCUCUGUAUCUGAGGAUGAAACUUGGAAGAGAAUUCGAACACUGCUGUCUCCAACCUUCACCAGUGGAAAGCUCAAGGAGAUGUUCCCCAUCAUUGGCCAGUAUGCAGAUGGGUUGGUGAACAACCUGAAGAAGGAAGCAGAGAAAGGCAAGCCCAUCACCUUGAAAGACAUCUUUGGGGCCUACAGCAUGGAUGUGAUUACUGGCACAUCAUUUGGAGUGAACAUCGAUUCCCUCAACAACCCACAAGAUCCCUUUGUGGAAAAUACCAAGAAGCUCUUAAAAUUUAAUUUCCUUGAUCCAUUCAUUCUCUGCAUAACACUCUUUCCAUUCCUUGGCCCAGUUUUUGAAGCAUUUAAUAUUUUUCUGUUUCCAAAAAGUGUAACUGAUUUUUUUAAAAAAUCUGUAAAAAGAAUGAAAGAAAGUCGCCUCCAAGAUAAACAAAAGCACCGAGUGGAUUUACUUCAGCUGAUGAUUAACUCUCAGAAUUCCAAAGAAACAGACUCCCAUAAAGCUCUGACUGAUCUGGAGCUUAUUGCCCAAUCUAUUAUCUUUAUUUUUGCCGGCUAUGAGACCACUAGCAGUUCUCUUUCUUUCCUGAUGUAUUUGCUGGCCACUCACCCCGAUGUGCAGCAGAAGCUGCAAGAGGAGAUUGAUGCAACAUUUCCCAAUAAGGCAACCCCCACCUAUGAUGCCCUGGCACAGAUGGAGUAUCUUGACAUGGUGGUGAAUGAAUCCCUCAGAUUGUACCCAAUUGCUGGUAGACUUGAGAGGAUGUGUAAGAGGGAUGUGGAAGUCAAUGGGGUGUUCAUUCCCAAAGGGACGGUAGUGUUGGUGCCAAGCUAUGCUCUUCACCUAGACCCAAAGUACUGGUCAGAGCCUGAGGAGUUCCGUCCUGAAAGGUUCAGUAAGGAGAACAAGAACAAAAUAAAUCCCUACAUAUACACACCCUUUGGAACUGGACCCCGAAACUGCAUUGGCAUGAGGUUUGCUCUCAUGAACAUAAAAAUUGCUCUCGUCAGAGUUCUGCAGAACUUCUCCUUCAAAACUUGCGAAGAAACACAGAUUCCCUUGGAACUAGAUUUUUCAGGAAUUAUUCAAGCAAAAAAACCCAUUGUUUUAAAGGCUGAGUUGAGAGAUGGAACUGUAAGUGGAGCCUGACUUUCCUAAGGACUUACACUUUGUUCUUCAAAGAAGUUGUAUCCCCCAACACCAGAGAUCUCAGUGUAAUUUGUGAAUAAAAAAACAGAAAUGAAGAUGGACUUACUCUACUGUACUGGAUGGAUGACUAGGGAGUCUGUACAUUCACUUAUCUUCUCAGUGUCUAUACAGAGUAUUACAUAUUGUGUAAUAUAAGAGAGGUGACUAAAUAAGUAGACCCAGCUUAUUGGGUUCUUAUAAUACUAUCUCCAUCUAUUCCCAGUUAU